Messenger RNA from Caenorhabditis briggsae, 480 nucleotides. The record is from RefSeq and is a predicted model, not a curated record. NCBI's taxonomy places the organism in Eukaryota, Metazoa, Nematoda, Chromadorea, Rhabditida, Rhabditidae. The transcript has a single exon. Bases 1 to 480 code for a protein of 159 amino acids.
AUGUCUAUCACGGGGGCUGACAACCCAUCCCCCGUGGUUGUCAUCCUUUCUGAACCACCACCAUCGCAGCAGGCGUUUGUGCCGCAACCAACUUGUCCAAGACCAAAAACCGCCAGGAACACGCGAUUGAAAACUGCCAAACCAAAUCCGGCAAUUCAGGUUAUCCAUCCACCAAGCGACAAGCGUCCAGCAACUGCCAAAAAGGAGCCGACACCAAUCGCUUCAAAUGAUAUGAAUAAAAUCGUUGCUCAGCCAACCGGACCAAGACCACAAACAUCCGACAUUAAGUACGGACCACCACCACUACCACCACCGGUUAAUGUUAAAGAAGAUUCGGAUUUGGACACUGAGGACGUCAAAUGUACUCGAUGGGUAGGAUAUCGAAUUUUUGAACCCAUUUCUAUAAACCCAUUUCAAGCUCAAUUAUCUCGGUUCCUACGAAAGGUAUCAAAAUUAUGUGAACUGAUGAAAUGUUGGUGA